Enhydra lutris kenyoni (northern sea otter) is the source of this 900-nucleotide messenger RNA. Its product is annotated as free fatty acid receptor 1. The record is from RefSeq and is a predicted model, not a curated record. Gene Ontology annotation, cellular component: plasma membrane. Lineage: Eukaryota; Metazoa; Chordata; Mammalia; Carnivora; Mustelidae. Gene Ontology annotation, molecular function: bioactive lipid receptor activity. Gene Ontology annotation, biological process: positive regulation of insulin secretion; positive regulation of cytosolic calcium ion concentration; positive regulation of calcium ion transport. The transcript has a single exon. The coding region runs from base 1 to 900 and encodes 299 amino acids.
AUGGACCUGCCUCCGCAGCUCUCUUUUGCCCUCUAUGCGGCCGCCUUUGCGCUGGGCUUCCCACUCAACGCCCUGGCCAUUGGGGGUGCUGUGUCCCACGCCCGGCUCCGCCUCACCCCUAGCCUUGUCUAUGCCCUCCAUCUGGGCUGCUCUGACCUCUUGCUGGCAGCCUCUCUGCCCCUGAAGGCAGUGGAGGCCCUGGCCUUGGGUGCCUGGCCUCUGCCGGCCCCACUCUGUCCUGCCUUUGCUCUUGCCCACUUUGCUCCACUCUAUGCUGGUGGGGGCUUCCUGGCUGCCCUGAGCGUCGGCCGCUACCUAGGGGCUGCUUUCCCCCUGGGCUACCAAGCUGCCCGGAGACCGUGCUACUCCUGGGGGGUGUGUGCGGCCAUAUGGGCCCUUGUCCUCUGUCACCUGGGGCUGGUGUUUGGGUUGGAGGCUCCGGGAGGCUGGAUGGACAAUACCACCAGCUCCCUGGGCAUCAACACACCAGUCAAUGGCUCUCCAGUCUGCUUGGAGGCCUGGGACCCAGCCUCAGCAGGCCCCGCUCGCCUCAGCCUCUCUCUCCUGCUCUUCUUCCUGCCCCUGAGCAUUACAGCCUUCUGUUACGUGGGUUGCCUUCGGGCACUGGUCCGCUCAGGCCUGAGCCACAGACGGAAGCUAAGGGCAGCCUGGGUGGCUGGCGGGGCGCUGCUCACACUGCUGCUCUGCUUAGGACCUUACAAUGCCUCCAAUGUGGCUGGCUUCCUGCGACCCAACAUGGGAGGCUGCUGGCGGAAACUGGGGCUCAUCACAGGGGCUUGGAGUGUGGUGCUCAACCCGCUGGUGACUGGCUACUUGGGAGGGGCUACCGGGAGGGUGACAAGUGUGGCAAGAACAAAAGGAGGGACAUCCCAGAAGUAG